ACACAACGCACUUCCUUACCGGCAUUUUAGUAUUAACACGCGAAGUUGAACAGUCUUUGGUGUACUUACUAGCUAUUUAUUUAUUGUGGAACGUGUUUAACUUUACUUUAAAUAUGCUUGGCCUGUGCCUUUAUGUGCCUGUUCCGAAUUCGGAUGCGGCUGAAUUCGAGUAUUUUGAGUCCAAUGGACUACCAUCGGAGUUGAAAUCGCUCUUCAAAUUGAGUGUGUUUCUACCUUCACAAGAGUUUUCUACUUAUCGGAAAUGGAGAAAGAAAGCAGUGAAAAGUGCAGAUAAGGACCUGGAUGAGCAGAUGGUCUUCGAGGAGUUUGUGAACUAUUUGCAAGAUCAUGAGAAAGACCUGAGACUUGUCUUCAAGAGCCUGGACAGAAGGAGAGCUGGUCAAAUAUAUUCUAAGGAAAUCAAGGAGUCACUCCAGGACCUUGGUGUUCACAUAUCACAGCAGCAUGCCGAGAAGAUCCUACAAUGCAUGGAUAAGAAUGGCACAAUGACCAUCGACUGGAAUGAGUGGAGCAACUACCCUCUGCUACACCCCAAAGAGAACAACAUCCCUGAGAUCACCCUCUACUGGAAACACUCCACGCUCUUUGAUGUAGGUGAAAAUCUGAUGGUUCCUGAUGACUUCACAACAGAGGAAAAACUGACAGGAAUGUGGUGGAGGCAUCUGGUUGCAGGCGGAGGUGCAGGAGCAGUGUCCCGAACAUUCACCGCCCCCUUAGACCGACUCAAAGUACUCAUGCAGGUCCAUGGUUCCAGUAGCAACAACAUGUGCAUCAUGAGUGGGCUCACCCAGAUGAUCAAAGAAGGUGGGAUGAGGUCGCUGUGGAGAGGGAACGGAAUGAACAUCGUCAAAAUUGCACCUGAAACUGCCAUUAAGUUCAUGGCUUAUGAGCAGAUCAAGCGUUUGAUUGGCAGUGAUAAGGAGACACUUGGCAUCCUGGAGCGUUUUUUAGCUGGCUCUAUGGCUGGAGUCAUCGCUCAGAGCACCAUCUACCCCAUGGAGGUUCUGAAAACACGGCUUGCCUUGCGAAAGACUGGUCAGUACUCUGGCAUCUCUGACUGUGCAAAGAACAUCUUUAGGAGAGAGGGACUGUGUGCCUUUUACAGGGGCUUUAUCCCCAACAUGAUGGGCAUCAUCCCCUACGCUGGAAUCGACCUGGCUGUGUAUGAGACAUUGAAGAACUCCUGGUUAGAAAAGUAUGGCACCAAAAGUACUGACCCGGGAGUGUUAGUUCUGCUUGGCUGUGGCACAAUCUCCAGCACCUGUGGUCAGCUGGCCAGCUACCCCCUAGCCCUGGUCAGGACCCGCAUGCAGGCACAAGCCAUGAUGGAGGGCAGCCCACAGAUGACAAUGUCAGGGCUCUUCAAACAAAUCAUUCAGACAGAAGGGGCCACUGGCCUCUACAGGGGCCUGGCCCCUAACUUCCUGAAGGUCAUUCCAGCUGUCAGCAUCAGCUAUGUGGUGUACGAGAACCUGAAGAUGUCGCUGGGCGUUAAGUCGCGAUGAGAAGGUGACUCACGACAUCUGAAUGGUUCAGCUUUGAUGUGUGUCCGUGAGUGAGAUCCCUCCUAAGGAAUCUCUGACACUUGAGGUUUGUGGAGCCAUCUCAUUCUAUGAAUGCCAGAAGAUGGAGUAGAACAAGGGACAAUAGAAUGAAAAGACAAGGUAUCAACUCCGUGAGCUGAAAUGGAGGGGGGCGGCGUCCCUCAAUAUUGCUAUUUCUAAUAUUAUUUAAUAGUUUGUUUUAGAAGAUCAAUUGUUGAGUUAUUACCAGAAUUUGACAAUGAAUAUUGGUUAGCAACUCUAUAAUUGGGGACCAAUUCUUGCUGUUUCCAGUUUGUGGUUUUGUGCCUCUGUAAGAAUGUUCCUGUCUCUCUUUGGUUUCACUCAGUAAAUGAGGCUAUGCAACAGUGCAAACUGCACCAUACUCAUUAAGUAGAAACUACUUCAGUAAUGCACAACAAAUGUUUUUGACUAACAUGUAUUCAGACAUUUUCCUUAGCAUUUAAUGGGUUUUCUGAGUAGUUAUUGGUUAUCCCCCCCACAUUUGCCUGAUAUGAAAAUUAUAUUUGUUCAUGUUCUUAGAAUAUAAGAAAUUGGGAAAAAGCACGGUGAUUAUUUCCCCUUCUCACUUGGUGCAGAUAGACUAUUUAUUCACACUGCCAUUUAUUUUUGGAUCUGGGUAUGACCGUUAAGAAUGGCAUGUUUUUUAUUGUCUGGGUAUGACAGUUAAGAAUGGCAUGUUUUUUAUUGUCUGGGUAUGACAGUUAAGAAUGGCAUGUUUUUUGUUGUUCAGAACACAGCACUAACUGGCUUUAUGUUCAUAGGUUUGAUUCUUAGGGAUAACUAGAGAGCCAUAUUAUGUACAAGUAUUGUGGGUGUGUUUGCAUAAGAAGCCAAUGAGAUCUUAUUUUGCAAUGUUAAAGAGCAUGUAUUUAUACACGUUUUCAAUGCAAAUCAUGCAAUAAAUUAUUGCUUGAGUCCAUCCUGCAUAUUUUCACUUAAUAUAUAACUGUAAUAGUUUGUCCAUUUACAUUUAGUUGGUUAUUAUGGAAAUGCACAAUAAUUACUUCUGUGAGUGCAAAUCUCUGUAUAUGAGCUCAAGUCAAGAUCAGGAGAGUCUUGGUUGUCAGGACACUUAAUCAUUGUCUUUAUACCUAAAACCUUUAGAGUUUUGAGAAGAUUGAGUAAUACGAAUGCACUUUAAUUCAUGCUGGAGACACUUUUGAGUGUUUUGCAUUAACUUUAGAUUGAAACUGGGAAUUCACUUCAACUUCUGUAAAUAAUCAUUUUAUUAUUAAACUUUUUUUAUGAGCCA
Molecule: messenger RNA, 2838 nt
Organism: Oncorhynchus masou masou (cherry salmon)
Lineage: Eukaryota; Metazoa; Chordata; Actinopteri; Salmoniformes; Salmonidae
Product: calcium-binding mitochondrial carrier protein SCaMC-2-A-like
Exons: 10
Coding region: 114-1526 (470 amino acids)
Biological process (GO): ATP transport; ADP transport; transmembrane transport
Cellular component (GO): mitochondrial inner membrane
Molecular function (GO): calcium ion binding; ATP transmembrane transporter activity
Source: RefSeq, a predicted model, not a curated record